GACUAGUUCCUGGUUGUUGCGAAAACACGCUUUCGGCGGUGUGUUAGCAUUUCUCACAACUUCAACUUUUAAAAAGCAUGGAAUUAGCGGGUUCUUAGUUGGUUAAAGAGAUAUCAAUAGCUUCGAAAUUUAACUGUAUCUGUUUCAGAUUUUGCCCAAUGUGUAAGUCUGUGGGCAGAGUUUGCUUACAGUAGGUUUGCCACUCUGCAAACGCUAGCUAACAUUUUUGCUAGCUACCCUCCCGUUCAAAAUGACUGACUGCUGCGCUGCAGCGAACUGUGAUUAUCAGCAGCAGCAAUCCGAAAACACCACUCUGCUCGUCAGCUUUCCUCUGGAUCCAGAGCGCUGCAAGCAAUGGCUGAACAACUGUGCUCGGCAGGAUUUGGCAUCAGAACCUCCAGAGCAGCUGAACAAGUUGUACAGACUUUGUGCAAAACACUUUGAGCCCUCUAUGAUCUCUCAUCAGAGUACAUCCAGUUGUGUGUUAAAAGAAGAUGCUGUUCCUACAAUAUUUAAUGUGACACUGCCUGUGAAUAAACAGCCAGCUGCUAACAGGAAACGAGCAAGAGAUCCCUCGGAAGAAGAAGCAGCCGCUGCGAAGAAAACAAAAGAAAAUGCACCAGCAGAAGUGAAAGAAGAGGCUAAAGAACCAGCUGGGGAGAACAGUGAAGCGACUGAACUGCAAACCGAUAACCAAACCCACGAGGAUGUCGCUGUCUCCAAAGCAAAAGAGACUCUGAAAGCUUAUUUCAAGGAGAUCCUGGCAUUGACGGGAUUCAGCAUCAACGGCGCCAACAUCAGCGCUGAGCAGCCAAUCGGAGGUGCAAACGGCCAGCAGGCUCUCAGUCGAACCUGCCUGGAGAAAAUAGACAAAAAAGAAAUCCUGCAGUUCAGUGAACAUCUCAUGAGGGAGGAGAUUCAGAACAGCCUGACACUGGCCCGGUUCUUCUCCAUUCUGCUGCAGGAUGUGACGAGCAUAGAAGGAAAGGAGCAGAUUCCAGUUUUUAUCAGAUCGGUUACUAUUGCUGGUUUCCCCCAGAAGCAUCUCAUUGGCUUCUUACCAUGCGACUUAGAUGGAGAGAAUAUGUUUUACAUGCUCCUCUCUGAGCUGCGAAGUAAGUGGGGGCUGAGGAUGGAGCACUGCAGGGGACUCACUUAUCUCAUUACAGGUAGCAUGUGUCAGAAAAUGAGAGAUCUCACAUGCAGGAUCCUGCAGGAGUUUCCGCAAGUAGUUUUGUCGCCCAGUGAUCCAUAUGCAUUUAAUAUAUGGAUCAUUCGCUGCAUGCCUGUCCCCUCAAUCCAGAAGGUUGCAGACACUGUAGAGGAGGUGGCCUCAUUACUCAGGAGAACCCCAGAGCUGAACAGACGAUUGGAAGGAAAGAUCCAGAUGACAUACGGGCAUUUAAAAGGAGAAGUCGACAGAAUCAGAACGGCUAUCAGUGGAAACUGGGAAUAUGGCACCGAUGCCUUCCAGACCAUGCUAGAAAUCCUUGAGCCAUUUCUCACAUGCAUCAAUGAGAUCAUUUCCAAAGUGAACGAAGACACAGCUGAACGGUUGGCCAGGCUCAAGCCAGUUUUAAAGAAUUUCAAUUUCAUCAUAACACUUGUUGUUCUAAAAAACACCCUCUGUUGUGUGAGCAUACUUAACUCCAGUCUCAGGGGAAUCAUAAGCAUCAGCAGUACCUUACAGUACACAAUCUCCAAUGCCUUAAAGCUGGUCAGCAAAUACCAACAAGAGCUGUCGAUUUUUCACCGAAAAUGGUUUUCUGAUGCAGUUGGCCGUGCAAAAAAGCUGGGAGUGGAGGUCACUAAGCCAGACCUAACCCAGGCAGAGCCAACUGACACGCCACUGGAGGACCUUUACAGAGAGACCCUGAGCCGGCCCAUCUUGCAGUAUCUUGUUGCAGAGGUGAAGCGAGUGUUCAGCACAGAAAUGGUGAGAAUCCUCAGGUGGCUCUCGUUAGUUCCGUCAUACAUGGCAGACCACAAUUUCAGCAUCCGCAGAGAUAAAGUAGCAGACGCCAACUUGAACAACCUUGCRCGCCCGGACACGUUCUACGAGGAGCUUGGUUGUUGGGAGGUGAAGUGGAGGCAUGCAAGCAAACGCAGAAUCCUGCCAACUACAGUGUUUGCGACGCUCAAGAUACCAGACAUUGGGUUUUACCCAAAUGUGCAAAGCUUGCUGAGGGUGUUGGGUACUGUUCCGUGUGUAAAUGCAGAGGCUGAUGUGUACGGCCAGUACCACAUGGUUCUGGAGCGAUGUCAGUCCUACCUGAAAGCAACACCGGACGACCAACGACAGUGUAGCAUGGCGUUUGUUUACGUGAACCAGGACGUGCACUUCAGUGUUGAAAAAAUGGUGGAGACGUAUGUUCAGAAACAUCCUGAUGUCCUGCAGAUGCUGCAGAUGGACGGUGACGCAACAGAAAAGCCUUUACAAGUGGCGGCCCAUGUAAACCAUGCAGAAAAGGAUACUGAAGAAGAACUACAGCUCAUAAAUCUAGAGAUGGAUGCUGAUAGGCUUGUGGAGUUGAAAUGUGCAGAGACAGAUAGAGAAGCUCUCAAAUCUGCUCUGCAGGCUGCGGUGGUGGCUUCUUGCAGUCAGGGCAAGUCGGAUAGUGAUGCCUGUCCGGCUCAAGAUGGAGAUGUUGAGUAUGUGACCAAGUCUGAAAUGAACGAGGUUCUCACUGUGUGUGAGAAAGCAGUGAGGGAGGGGAUCCUCAUGGAGGUGGGGAGUUCAUUUUUUUCUCUGGUUAUUGACCGUGUUGUGAAACUUGGGCAGAGGGACUACCUUCCACUCUUCAUCAGGUUUGUGGACAGUUUUGAUGUCAUGAGAUUUGAGUUGUUGGGGUUUAUUGAGGCAGAUCUUGAAUGUGAUGUCUUGAUAAGAAGUCUUAUGGAGAAAAUAACGGUGGAGUGGCAUCUUGAUUUAAGUAACUGCAGAGGUCAGGCUUACCUUGGCUCUGGAGAUGUUUCAUACAAGCUUAAAGCCUUUGCCUGUAAAGUCCAGGAGAAGCAUCCUCUUGCUAUAAGCACACACUGUUCGUCUUAUUCUUUCAACACAUGGUGGUCAAAAUCAAUUCCUGUGGCUGCAGUGAAGAGAGCCCUGGACACAUUUGAAGAAGUCAUGAUGUUUUUUGGCAGCUGUGCUGCUUUGGAAAAACAGCUUGACCAUGUGAUUGCCUUUGGUCUUAGGGAGAGUUAUGAAAAGGUCCAAGAGUUACAGGGGAAGUUCUGCACUAUUUGGCAGCAGGAGCAUGAUUCUUAUGAGGUGUUUGUGCAGAUGCUUGAGCCCCUAGUUGAAUGUCUUGAGAAGAUCAAGAAUCACCCACAGAGAUGGAAGGCCUCUGUGUCUGAGCAAGCAGGAGUCCUUCUUUGCAAGGUGACAGAGUUUGAUUUCAUCAUUGCAAUGGUGGUGUUGAAGAAUGCAUCCUCUUUCACCAAAGAGCUAAGUGCAGGUCUUCAGAAGGAUCAGUUCACUGCUGCGUCUCAGCUGUGCCAGAUUGAUGGGAUUAUGGCCACUCUAAACAGAGUGAAAACCAACAUGAAGUUGUUUCACCAGAACUGGUUUGAUGAAGCCUGGGCAAUAGCCCAGAGUCUCACAGUACAGGUGGAUGGGCAUGACAACUCUGUCCUAAAGGACGGUAUGAUGAAGUCAGUCGCAAUUUACAAAGAUAAUUUGAGUGUGCCCCUUGUAGACAACCUUCUCAAUACUGUGAAGGACCAUUUUUCAGACGACCACAAAGAAGCUCUCAACUUCCUCUCCCUGGUUCCAUGUUCAGUCACAGUGAGUUACAUGUUUGAGAGUUUGAAGUCAAAGCCGCCUCUCUACAGUAGCGAUCUCCCCGAUGCUGACAACUUCUUCACGGAGCUUUGUUGUUGGAGAGUAACAUGGAAGACCAAAGUGGCAUCUGUGACCAUUCCAAGCUCCAUCUUCCAUACUCUUCGUCUGCCACUCAUGCAGUACUUUGGGAACAUCAACACUCUGCUGAGGAUCAUGUCUGUGCUCCCCAGCACAACACUAGAGGACUGUGGUGUCGUCAUGCGCCACAAGAAGUUUCAAGACUACCAGAGAAACGUAAAUCCCAUCGACAGGACUCCAUGUUUGGCUAUGCUGAAUGUGAGCAUGGACUUUAACAGAGACCUGGACCGCAUGGUGACCCAGUGUUUGAAAGUUACUCCACAGGCCUUGGAGGGUAUUUGUUUGGACAAGGAAUCUAAGAGUAUUAUCAAGAACUCUGAAAAUAAUAUGGAAGUCGACUAUGUCGAAGAAGCAGAGGAGUCCAAAGUUCAGCAAUCCACUGAGAAUUUGAUAAAUGAAGAGAUAAAAGCAGAAGAUGAGAAUGGACACACUGGAGAUAAUCGUCAAAGUUUGGCUACAGUUUUCAGGUUGGCUGCGCUCCUUGGAAAAAAGAAUAACAGCCUGAGCGAACUUUCAGAAGAAGACCAAGAGCCACUUGUUCAGGAGCUCAAGAUGUGCCACUGGUUUGGAAAUGAAAGUAGAACCAUACCAUCGGUUAGUGAUGAUGAAAUGGUGAACCUCCUCAUAACUGGAAUCAGAGAUGUCAUACUUAAGGAAAUUCAGGAAUCUCCAUUUUUCUCACUCAUCAUAGAUAAACCUGUUAGAAUUGCUGACAAGACCCACCUGCCUGUUUUUGUUCGAUAUGUUGGGGAAUCUGCUCCAAAGGUUGAGCUCUUGGGUUUUUUGCCAUUUGAUAAAAACAGUAACGCUGAUAGACAAGCAAGUCAUCUUGCAAAGAUUCUCAUUGAAGACUGGGGAUUGUCCAUGUCUCAGUGUCGAGGACAAGCCUUCAUGCAUUUGGGUUUAGGUUAUGAAAGCCUUAAGAAAAUGUCUUUGAAUUUUCUUCAGAGCUACCCACUCUGCGUCAUAACACCCAGUGAGUCUUGUGGUCUUGCCUAUUGGUUGGCCAGUAGUGUGCCUUGCCCCUCAGUGACAAAGAUACUAGACAUCAUUGAAGAUCUGCUGCUGUUCUUUGACGAGUCUCCUUGUCUGGAGGAACAAUUGGCACAAGCUGUUGAUGGGCUUUUGAACAUGCCAAGGGAGGCUUUAGAGGAAUUUCCUGAAACAUUUUGCUCAAAGUGGAAAAAAAGGGAGGACUUUUUUGACAUUCUUGCAGACACAUUAGAUGGUGUUCUUACCUGCCUAGAUGCUGUCAGCUCUAGUGCCAUAGGUGCCAAAUCAGUUCAUGCACAGGUUCUCUCUUCUGCACUAAGAAACAUAGAUUUCAUUGUCACCCUGGUGAUUUUGAAGAAUGCCUGUGCCCCACUUCGUAACUGCAGCACAGUUUUUCGCUGUGGAAACCCUGCCGACAUUCUCUGUGAGGUGGAAAAAAUCCCAUCAAUCAUGGAAACGCUUCAGAAAAUGUUAGAAAAUGUGAACACCAUACACUCAACUUGGUUUGAACAGGCAUUCCAGCUAGCAACCAAGGUUGCUCCUGAACAAGUGUGCUUUUCAGAGGAAGCCAACAACUACGAAUCUCCAGAGAUUUACUACAGAGAAAAUCUGAGCAUUCCCCUCCUCCAAAACCUCAUUGACGAGAUGAAAUAUUGCUUCUCCGACAGCCACUUAAAUGCUCUUUCAGUCCUGUUGUUGUUGCCUUCGUGCAAUCCUCAGCCCAUACUGUCAGAUUCCACAGUCAAGCCUUUCAGCCUCUACCUUACAGAUCUUCCUGAGCUCGAGUCAGCCGAGCAGGAAAUCAACAGAUGGGCCUCUGUCUGGAGAGAAAAAUACCAGGAUGUCGCUCCUCCAGCAUCUGUCACUGAAGCACUCGUCCAUCCUGAGUCCAAGAGUCACCCAACUGUUGCAAUGUUGCUUCGGCUAGUGGCUGUCCUGCCCAGUGUCAGUAUGGAGUGUGACCUGAUGAAGACCACCCUGAACUCAAUAAGGGAUCUGUUUAAAACCACUGUAUGCAGCGGCAGCAAGACAAACCAUGUGAUGCUCUUCUCUCACCGCACAACACUACAGAAGCUGCCAGAAGUUAUUGAGAAGUGCAUGGAGGUUGAUCCAGAAAGCUGUCUAUGUCUGACCCAGGUAAUAGGAGCUCUGCAAAGACUGAAGUUGAGCAAGGGAGAUAAAGUAGAACCAGCAGAAGCCCACAGUACCAGAGAAGCAGUCAAACCUGCGGAUGGAGAGGUGAACCCAGCUGAAAAGGAAACUACACAAGAAGUUGUUCCAGGACCGAGAACCAUAGUCUCCUUCUACGAGCCACAACUGCGUGAACAAAUACUGAAGGAACUGUGGGACUCUCAGUUUUUCACUAUUAUAUUUGAUCAAACUGUUGAAAUUAAUGGUGAGCUAUAUGUCCCAUUGUGCAUCCGGUACUUAAACAAAGAGGACAUUCAGUGUGAGGAAACACUGGCCUUCAUCCCUUUUACUGAAGACCCUGUUGGCCUCACCGAGUCAAUUGAGACAGCUCUGUCUGAGAAGUGGGGGCUCAACAUGGAGUACUGCAGAGGACAGGCAUUACUGAGUGUUGGUAAAGUAGGAGCUCAGAUGAGAGCUGUGAGUCUAUCCAUAGCUCAGAAAUACCCACAUGCUAUUAGAACCGUGAGUUCUGCUUCAUCACUCAACGUAUGGUUGGCUAAAUCAUCUCCUGCCACCGAGGCAGCUGAUGGAGCAGUCCUUAUAGGGAAAGUGUUAGGCUGGCUCACAGAGGACGCAGAACGCCAGAACAAACUGGAAAACAAGAUUGUUGAAGUUUUCCAGCAAGAAGAAGGACAGGGCAGUGAACUGAGUGACCAACUUGUGAAGAACUGGGAGAAGAGUCAUGACAUGCAUAGAUUUAUGAUAGCAAUCAUAGAAGCCGUCAUGCUCUGCUUGUACGAGCUGAAAGAAGAGGGAAGUCCUUUAGACCAGCAGCAAGCAUCCUACUUUUUUGACUCAAUCMGAAACUUUGAGUUUAUCUUUUCAACGGUGGUACUGAUGCAUGUCUUGAGUGUAACUAAAAAGCUUAGUCAGUCACUUCAGGGCAAACCCUUAGACGUGUUGCUCUCUGUGAACACCUUGCCUGACGUCAAAGCGUCGCUCGCUGCCCUCCAGAGCAACAUUGACAGCAAUCACAAGUCCUGGUUCGAGGAAACUGUUGCCCUAGCAUCGAAACUUCACAUCCCAAUGAUGCAUCCAGUGCUUCUAGAGCCGUUGAGUGAGUUUUACAAAGAGUCUGUUAGCACCAGGGUUGUGGAGCACUCAAUAGCAGAAAUUGAUGACCUAUUCACAGAAAAGGUGUUGGAUACCUUGAAAUGUCUGGAGAUUGUGCCUUACGCAAUGUCCAAAGUGGAAACCAGCAUUCUUAGCGGUCUUGUGUUUCGUUUGUAUAAAGAGGACUUGCCAGACCAGUCCUCCCUUCACUCUGAGAUGAAGGAAUGGAAGGAGAAGUGGUUGGAUCCAAUGGCAGGUUAUCUUCCAAGCACUGUGCUUGAUACGCUCAAAACGUCACAGAUCAGAAGUUUCAGUAACAUUGAAACUCUCCUCCGACUUCAGGUCAUCUUGCCAUUUUCAAGGCGAGAGAGCAACUUCAGGCAGGGAAAACGAAGCUUGCUGGAGUUCAUUCAGCAGGAGAAGAGGUCCUUCGCUGAGCUUCAUCCUCUGUAGGAGCUGCAGAACUUUCUGCACAGUAGAGAAGUGGGUUUGCCAGUUAGUGGAUGUCAGCUUUACCUUACUGGAUUAAUGGAUUCUGAACACUGUACAUUAAUGGUUUUUCCUUUGUCAUCCCACAAAGCCCUGUACUGCGUUGCUUUGUUUUUUUAAGUUUUUUUUUCUUUUCUAUUUCUCUGUCUGUAGUUUUGUACAGUUGUACUGCCCAGUGGGACCAAUGUCAUGGAGAAAAAGACGGUUGUCUAUGCUUUUGUGUGCCUUGAUGAGACCCUAAUCUCCAAAUGUUCAAUAAUGUUUAAAAUGUCCUAUCGAUUUUGGAUUGUUAUUCGUUUGUCUCCAUUUUCUGAAAUGACUAGAUGGCUCAUUACUAUUAAAUUGCACCCUUACUCUUUCCUGGGCACAAAUGGAAAUGAUUAGUUCUGUCAUGUUUUCUGAUGAUUUCACGUUUCCUGUCUACUUGCCAGAAAGAAUUUGCUGUAAAACGUAUCUCUGAGAAUAAUGUUUCCUUUUUAGGAAAAUCUUCAUAUAUAUUUGUCAAAAAAAUAAAUAAAAAACCCCAAAACAUUCCAAAAAGAUA
Austrofundulus limnaeus is the source of this 8192-nucleotide messenger RNA. RefSeq lists its product as uncharacterized. The record is from RefSeq and is a predicted model, not a curated record. NCBI's taxonomy places the organism in Eukaryota, Metazoa, Chordata, Actinopteri, Cyprinodontiformes, Rivulidae. The transcript has 11 exons. Bases 251 to 7612 code for a protein of 2453 amino acids.